ACACUCCAGAUCAGUGGGUGGCGGUAAUGCACCCGUUUGCUGUUUGAACCGCUGUUAAACGAAACCAAAGAACAAGAAGAAAUAUCCAAAAGAAGACGACGGCACGGUCUAUACUUUAACCGCAGAAAAGGAACCAAUCGUCGCCUUUGCAAACAAUUCGUGCAGUCCAAUAUGACAGACCGCUACAACAUUCACAGCCAGCUGGAGCAUCUGCAGUCGAAGUACAUCGGGACUGGCCACGCCGACACCAGCAAGUGGGAAUGGUUGGUGAACCAACACCGGGACUCGUACUGUUCAUACAUGGGCCAUUUCGAUUUGCUGAACUACUUCUCCAUAGCCGAAAACGAAAGCAAAGCCCGUGUACGCUUUAACCUCAUGGAGAAGAUGCUUCAGCCCUGUGGCCCUCCAGCAGACAAGCCGGAUGAUGCAUAAUCUGAACUGUAGGAUUGGAGAGAGUAUUUUGUGAUUUAGUCAGUGCUAGUGGCCUUCCAAGGAUGGACACACAGGCCACUUUUUUUUUCUUCUUUUUUUUUUUUUUUUUUUACUUUAAUAAAUUCUCAGAGCCAUUCAUAGAACACACUAAUCAAAAUAUCACCAAUUCAAUUUUGAGUAUGGAAAAAACAAUUUUUGGAAAUUGAACCUUUGUACAGUGGUGAUUUUCUGUGACCUUUUGAAUUUUAGCAUCAUGGUGUUUUGAAGUUGGCUCCUGAAAGUGAAUGGAAGCGUUAAUAUAAUAAAAAUGCUGUGUUGAGCAUAGACAAA
Molecule: messenger RNA, 762 nt
Organism: Anguilla rostrata (American eel)
Lineage: Eukaryota; Metazoa; Chordata; Actinopteri; Anguilliformes; Anguillidae
Gene: sf3b5
Product: splicing factor 3b, subunit 5
Exons: 2
Coding region: 172-432 (86 amino acids)
Biological process (GO): mRNA splicing, via spliceosome
Cellular component (GO): precatalytic spliceosome; U2 snRNP
Source: RefSeq, a predicted model, not a curated record